Mucor mucedo is the source of this 288-nucleotide messenger RNA. RefSeq lists its product as uncharacterized. The transcript has 3 exons. The coding region runs from base 1 to 288 and encodes 95 amino acids. The record is from RefSeq and is a predicted model, not a curated record. NCBI's taxonomy places the organism in Eukaryota, Fungi, Mucoromycota, Mucoromycetes, Mucorales, Mucoraceae.
AUGGACACUUGCUUCGACAUAGGUUUAGGCACUGGCAUGGUUGCACUCGCUCUUAACACUGCUUUCGGCACUGGCGUCUACCACUUGAAGGGUUUCUGCACUGGCGUCGAUACUUGUGCUGUACUCGCACUAACACGGAUCAAGGCCCCAAGGAGGGCGCGAGCACUGGCAUGGCAACUCGGUCCGCAUUGGCUUGCAACUUUGCUUUCAACACUGCUUUGGGCACUGGCGUCUACCACUGGAGGGGUUUCUGCACUGGCGUCGAUACUUGUGCUGUACUGGCUCUAA